AUGCUCGAGAGCUGUCUCGUUCUGGAGAUGGUAGACAAUGCUCAAAUCGGAGGCGAAGUUGGAAGGGAGGAAUAUCAGGGUCCCCCAUUUUCCAUCCGGCUCCUCGAGCACGAGAACGAGCACGAGAACGAGCACGCCGGCGACGCGUCCCGACGCGACCGCGACCGACUCUUGUCGCUGUUGCCCGCAUCGUACCGCAAAGAGUCCGGUGACUUAGCCGCUGCCACUCAACAUGUCGCAGCCUGUGUUGAGAAGGAGCUCGACCUGCAGCGACUUGCCAGCAUCCACGGCUGGCUCUGGGUCGCGGGUCUGCCCCUGCCGCCGCGUCCACUGCAUCACCAGCUGUUGCUACGCCGAGAGAUCUUUAUCACGGAGCGGAUGGACAUGCACCUCGUCUGGACAACGGGCCGGAUCUUCCUCAAGCCGAUCCCAAGCUUCCUCCUUGAGCCGGGCUUCUGGGCCGAAUAUCUCUGCUGCACACAUGGGUGCGACGGCUCCCUCGACGAGAGACCCGUCCUCCGCGGCACACAGAAUUGCGAGCGCCAAUCGCUCCGACAGCGUGCGCUCGGCUUCCUAUUCUCCUACGCCGCGCUCAUCUCCCACGAGAGCGACUUCCGCAUCGCGCAGGACAAGCACCUGCUUCCGCCGUCGGUACGCUGGCCCAUGUGGAGGACGUUCGUCGAGCAGCUGGAUACGGAGAACAUAUAUCCUCGCAUCGACCCACGCUUCUACCACGGCGAGCUGCGUCUGACCCGUCUAAACAAGAUAUAUGCCCUCUCGCAGACUCCACUGCGCGGCUAUAUGGCUCGUUGGGAUCAGUACAGCGCCUUCUUUCGCGAUAACUUUGCUUGGCUGGCUAGCGCAAUGAUCUAUAUUAUUAUUGUCCUGACGGCGAUGCAGGUCGGCCUCGCGACCGAGUCGCUCGCCCGCAAUAACGCAUUCCAAUCUGCGUCGUACGGCUUCACAGUCUUUUCUAUUUUGGGACCUCUCAUUACCGCCGCGCUUAUUAUACUUGCAUUCUGUUGUAUUUUCAUAUCUAACUUGAGUAAGACUAUUGAGUUCAGGAAGAGACGCCGACCAAGUUGA
Molecule: messenger RNA, 1086 nt
Organism: Clonostachys solani
Lineage: Eukaryota; Fungi; Ascomycota; Sordariomycetes; Hypocreales; Bionectriaceae
Source: the annotation of a GenBank genome assembly